Messenger RNA from Rhagoletis pomonella (apple maggot), 1333 nucleotides. RefSeq lists its product as uncharacterized. Gene Ontology annotation, biological process: vacuolar proton-transporting V-type ATPase complex assembly. NCBI's taxonomy places the organism in Eukaryota, Metazoa, Arthropoda, Insecta, Diptera, Tephritidae. Gene Ontology annotation, cellular component: endomembrane system. The record is from RefSeq and is a predicted model, not a curated record.
CCAAGCGAUUUCUUUAUUCAGGCUCGUAAGGAACGUGAAGAAAAGAGAAAGAAUUUCGAAGACGACUUGGAACACAAAUACGAACGCAUUAAGAACUCUUUUGAGGAAAAAGAGGAAGAGAUUGAUGAACUUUACUCCGAUUUACAAAUUAAAUUGAACAUUUCUAAAUAAAAAUUGCAGUAUUCGGCUCAAGGAUGUCGAAAGCUAGUAUCGCUGAUACCCGAGUACGAGUGCGACCCUCUCUGCAAUUGUUGGAGCUUAUCGAUCAAAAUAAAGAGAGUAUUACAGAGAUUCCUGAAAACAUUUCAAAUAUUUUAAAAGCGAAAGGUUAUGACAUAAACAAUAAAAUUGAACUUAAAUCAGAUGAAACAAUGAAACUACAAAAAAUCGAUUUAAAACUCCUGCGAAACAUCAAAGAUGACGCAAAAUUUGACAUAUCUAAAACAAAACCUAAAUGGGUAAAUUACUCCAAAGAUAAUGACAUUGAACUUGUAAACUCGUCAGAAUAUUUAUAUUUAUUUGAUCUACAAUGGCUCGCUUUAUGGUUAGCAAAACUACGUAAAGAUAAAGGUUUAAACGUUUUUCUACACAAUAUAUUAGAAGAUUGCGCUCUGGAGUUGCCAAAGAAUGCGAUCAAUGAACGGAACCCGCAGCUUGAGGCACGUUGUCAGCGAUUACGCGAACAACAACAAAAUCAAGAAUACUUAAACAUGACAAAAAAUGUAGACUCAAGCCUUAAGUAUGUACCCGAAGAUACUAUAGCGUAUCAAGUGAAAGCCAUCAAUAGUCAAAUGAUAGCAGUUUUGCAGUUUAUAUUUUCCGUGGCUGCAGGUUUUGUAUUUGGAUUUUUAGGACUGGAACUAAUUUUCGGUGGUUUGGAAUUCGGAUUACGUCUAGUUAUGGGAAUAUUUUGUGCUCUUGUAAUUGGUGUCGCAGAAAUGUAUUUCCUUCUAAAAAAAUUAAAUGAAGAAGAAAAAGCGAUUUCUUCUCUCAAAAAAUCGACUGAACCUGUAAAGAAAAACCAUAAAACAUUGAAGUCACAUAGCGAAUAAUAUUUAUAGUAUAUUGUAUUAAAGUGAACAACAAAUUAAAUUGUCACAUUUUUUGUAUUUUAGGCAGGGCCCGAAAAUAACUCUUAACCGAAAAACUAUAUAUAUAUUGGUUUUUCUGGGAUAUUUAUCUUACUGCGUAGUCACAAAGGUUUCUCUCGGAAAGAUAUAUAAAUGUGAGCAUUAUUUUGGUUGCCCACUGAGAUUUAUAUCUAGUUCAAGAAAUAAAUGUCCUUCAUUGAGAUUAUUUUUUAAUUUCAAGAAAUAAAUGUCCUUCACUGAGA